AUCUCUUCGCCCCCUUUUGCGAAACCCUAGCCGAGGGUUUCCCGUUUCGUCUCUAUUCCUCUCUUUGAAACCCUAGAAUUUCGAUCCCCUCUUCCCCGAAACUCUCCCUCAGGGAUUUCUCCUUUUUUUCCAGUUUUUUUCUUGCAGACAUCCCAGAACCUUCGGUCAAACCCUAAUCGGUGAUAUCCGGUCUUGAAUGAUGGGUGAAGCUAGGGAGAACAACGACUAUGAGGAGGAACUUCUUGACUAUGAAGAAGAGGAUGAGAAGGCCCCGAACUCGUCUGCGGCCAAGGCUGGCGGCGAGACCGCCAAGAAGGGAUAUGUCGGGAUUCACAGUUCUGGGUUCAGAGAUUUUCUUUUAAAGCCAGAGCUUCUCCGGGCUAUUGUUGACUCAGGAUUUGAGCACCCAUCCGAAGUACAACACGAAUGUAUCCCUCAAGCUAUCUUGGGAAUGGAUGUCAUCUGUCAAGCAAAGUCUGGCAUGGGAAAAACUGCUGUUUUUGUUCUCUCAACACUUCAGCAAAUUGAGCCAAUUCAAGGCCAGGUUGCAGCACUUGUCUUAUGCCAUACCAGAGAGCUAGCUUAUCAGAUUUGUCAUGAGUUCGAGCGGUUCAGCACAUACUUACCUGAUAUCAAAGUUGUAGUCUUUUAUGGCGGAGUACACAUUGCAAAGCACAAGGAUAUACUGAAGAAUGAAUGCCCUCAUAUUGUGGUUGGGACACCAGGGAGAAUUCUAGCACUAGCGAGAGAUAAAGAUCUUUCUCUGAAGAAUGUGAGGCAUUUCAUUCUUGAUGAAUGUGACAAGAUGCUUGAGUCAUUAGACAUGCGGAGAGAUGUUCAGGAGAUUUUCAAAAUGACACCUCAUGACAAGCAAGUCAUGAUGUUCUCAGCUACGCUUGGCAAGGAGAUCCGUCCAGUUUGCAAGAAAUUUAUGCAAGAUCCAAUGGAAAUAUAUGUUGAUGAUGAGGCCAAGCUAACCCUGCAUGGUCUAGUACAGCACUACAUCAAACUGACGGAGUCGGAGAAAAAUCGUAAAUUGAACGACCUCCUCGAUGCAUUGGACUUCAAUCAGGUGGUUAUCUUUGUCAAAAGCGUCAGCAGAGCAGCGGAGCUGAACAAGUUACUAGUGGAGUGCAAUUUUCCAUCAAUCUGCAUUCACUCUGGAAUGUCACAGGAAGAAAGAUUGACAAGGUACAAGGGCUUUAAGGAAGGGCACAAAAGGAUUCUUGUGGCCACUGAUUUGGUUGGCAGGGGCAUUGAUAUUGAGCGGGUGAACAUUGUCAUAAAUUAUGAUAUGCCCGAUUCUGCUGAUACAUACUUACACAGGGUUGGUCGUGCUGGUCGUUUUGGAACCAAGGGGCUCGCAAUUACAUUUGUGUCAUCUGCAUCUGACUCAGAAAUUCUCAAUAAGGUCCAAGAGAGGUUCGAAGUUGACAUUAAGGAGCUUCCUGAACAAAUUGAUACCUCUACAUAUAUGCCUGCCUGAUACUGAUAGCCGGUCGGAUUGUUUUGGUGAACAAUUUCAGUUACUCUUUGCUUGUGAAGGACUGCUAGCUAUAGGGCAAACGUUUGUUAGGCCUUCAGUUGGGUUGCUAAACAAGGCGUAUUCUGACUCUGUCUUUAAGCAGUUAUUUUGGUAGCAGUCGUUGAGAUGUCAUCCUAAAGUCAAGACUUUUAGAAUCAUUCAGUCAUGUUAUUAGUCUCCCUCUUCAUUCAUACUCAGCCAUUAUGCAGUAUCAUGCAGUUGCUAUUAUUAUUAUUAUUAUUAUUAUUAUUUUGAAUCUACUUAUGACCUAUGCUUUAAUAUUUAUGUUUUAUGA
Molecule: messenger RNA, 1820 nt
Organism: Dioscorea cayenensis subsp. rotundata (Guinea yam)
Lineage: Eukaryota; Viridiplantae; Streptophyta; Magnoliopsida; Dioscoreales; Dioscoreaceae
Product: DEAD-box ATP-dependent RNA helicase 15
Exons: 12
Coding region: 197-1486 (429 amino acids)
Molecular function (GO): ATP binding; RNA binding; RNA helicase activity
Source: RefSeq, a predicted model, not a curated record